Messenger RNA from Gamsiella multidivaricata, 1209 nucleotides. RefSeq lists its product as uncharacterized. Gene Ontology annotation, molecular function: tRNA (cytidine-N3)-methyltransferase activity. NCBI's taxonomy places the organism in Eukaryota, Fungi, Mortierellomycota, Mortierellomycetes, Mortierellales, Mortierellaceae. Bases 77 to 1159 code for a protein of 360 amino acids. The record is from RefSeq and is a predicted model, not a curated record. The transcript has 4 exons.
CUUCAACACAGGCAAGGAUCUAUACGGGCGUUGAAAGUCAGGAAGCAGCACACGUAAUAGAAUCUCAGGAGUCCCCAUGUCUACUGUUGAGGAAAAGAAACGCGGGUCGAGUUCAAGGGACGUCAAUGCGCCUGCGAACUCACCCUUUGGUGGCCGUAUCCUUGUAGACGAAUCUGCUGUUUUUGAACAAAACGCUUGGGACCAUGCAACAUGGGGCGAGGAACAGGAGCAGCACGCACGAGACCAAAUUGCACGUCAGAGUAGGGAUCCAGUGCCACAGGAACUCGUGGAAACAUACCAUGCAGAUGCGGCCGAAUACUGGAACAGAUUCUAUGCUAAAAACGAAAACAAAUUCUUCAAGGAUCGACAUUGGCUGCGGAUCGAGUUCCCGGAGCUCUUUCAGACAAUUGAGGCAGAUGCAGGAGAGAAGAAUGUCAUGGAGAUUGGCUGUGGAGCGGGCAAUACCAUGUUCCCGAUGCUGAUCGAAAGCAAGAAUCCAAAGCUAUUUGUCUAUGCUUGCGACUUCUCCUCGACCGCCGUAGAGGUUGUGAAGAACAAUGUGGAAUAUGACUCUAAGAGAGCAAAGGCAUUUGUUUGGGAUCUGGCCAGCGACGAUAUACCACCGGAGGUCGAACCAGAGUCGAUGGAUGUUUUGGUUCUGAUCUUUGUACUCUCGGCGUUGCACCCUGACAAGUGGGAUCGAGCAAUGAACAAUCUCUACAGGCUGCUGAAACCAGGAGGAUUGAUCGUCUUCCGCGACUACGGGCGCUACGAUAUGGCACAACUGCGAUUCAAAAAGAACCGUCUCCUCUCCGAUAACUUUUACGUGCGCGGAGACGGCACACGGGUCUACUUUUUCGACUCUGACGAGAUCGUGAAGCUGUUUGGUUCACGGUUCACGAUCGAACAGAAUGCAGUCGAUCGACGAUUGAUCGUCAAUCGUCUACGGAAGGUCAAGAUGUACAGGGUAUGGUUGCAGGGCAAAUUUAGGAAACCAUUAGCUGGUCAGCCUCCUGGAAAGCCCUCGGCCACGACCGUUACCACCAAUGACGAUUCUUUGGAGGGGUCUGAUGCGAUCGACGGACCUAUUGAUAGCUCGCGUUCAUUAGAUACCCCUUCUGAAUCGCCAGCGCACUCAGGGACCGCCACACCUGUGUAGUACGUCUGUAUGCUGCAGCGGAAUAGGUGGAAUAAAGAAAAUAUGAGCCC